UUAAUAAAAUCUUUCGGGAUCAUAAUAUACUGUACGUCAAAAAAACAUAUAUAAAGACAUAAAGACAGAGAAAAGAAAAAGAUAUAUCUCUAAAUAAUACUAAAACUAUCACUGAACAAACAAUACUUCGCAAUGAAAUAUCUUUUCUGGUUUAUUGUUCUUGUUUGUAUUGCCACUAGCCUGACAGUUCAUGCAUCACCUCUAGAUCCCCUCGUAAAAAGAUGUAGUGCUCCUUGUAGCUCUGAUGAAGAUUGCGGUGAUGUCAAUUUUCAGUGCGAAGAUGGCUGUUGCAAAUUUCUAAUUCCUUGCUGUUAGUUUUUUUUUUAAUUUUUUACUAAAUGAAUUAUUCAUUACAAGUAGUCCU
Molecule: messenger RNA, 364 nt
Organism: Rhizophagus irregularis DAOM 181602=DAOM 197198
Lineage: Eukaryota; Fungi; Glomeromycota; Glomeromycetes; Glomerales; Glomeraceae
Source: RefSeq, a predicted model, not a curated record